Molecule: messenger RNA, 1564 nt
Organism: Sceloporus undulatus (fence lizard)
Lineage: Eukaryota; Metazoa; Chordata; Lepidosauria; Squamata; Phrynosomatidae
Gene: ZUP1
Product: zinc finger containing ubiquitin peptidase 1
Source: RefSeq, a predicted model, not a curated record
AGGACCAUCGGUUGCGCAUGCGCAGUGGGUGAGAGCGGCGGCGGCGGCGGCGGCGGCGGCCUCCUUCUUCGAAGCGUUCUUGGGAGCCAGAUGGAACCUCCGGCGGGGAGGGAGCGCAAGGGACCCGGGCUGCUCUCCUACGCGGCUGCCCGCGGCCCUGUCUCCCCAUCUCUUGCCCGCGGUCUUACAUUCAGGGCGGUCAGAUGCGUCCUCCUUUUCCCGGACCUGUCCUCCAUCUUUUCCAGGAGGGAUCCCAAAGUGCCCUCCAUUUUGAAAAAUGGUCAGCAGCUCUAUGAAUGCCCAAUGUGUCAGCUUGUUUGUACAGAUUACCCAGUCCUACAGGAACAUGUUGAACUCCACUUGGAGGAAUGCAGCCUUUUAGAAGGCAGAAACUUGAGUGACCUAGAAUUGGCACAGCAGCUUCAGAAUGAGGAAGAUAGACAAAGACGAGAAGAAACAUCAAAACAAGAAAGAGAAGAGUUUCAAAAGCUACAGAGACAGUAUGGUUUAGAUGGCUCUGGAGGACAACAGCAGUCACUGAAGAACAUGGAAAAAGGAUGUUGCUUUUGGAAGAAUGCAACCAUUUUAUAUCACAAGAGGAAAGCUGAUAUGAUGGAAUCUUUGGCUUUUGGCACUGAGGGGAAGACAAAGACUUCAGGAAUUACAGAAGCACUGUUCCAAUACUACCAGAAUGAAUGUAAAGACAUAAAACGCGUGUGGCUUUCCAUGGGAGUAGAUCACUUCAACUUUUCUUCUGGAGACAAAGGUUGGGGUUGUGGUUACAGGAAUUUUCAAAUGCUGCUUUCUUCUCUCUUCAGAAAUAGUGUCUAUAAAGAGUGCUUAAAAGAGAACUCAUCAAUUCCUUGUAUUCCAAAAAUUCAGUCAUUGAUUGAAGAAGCCUGGAAGGAAGGUUUUGAUCCCCAAGGAGCAUCUCAUUUCAACGGCAAAUUACAGGGUACUAGGGCAUGGAUAGGAGCAUGUGAAAUUUAUUCACUGUUAACUUCUCUCAGGCUAAAGUGUCAAAUCAUUGACUUUCACCAGUCAACUGGCCCCUCAGGAACACACCCUCGUUUGUUUGAGUGGGUAUUGAAUUAUUAUUCCUCGGAAAAGGAAAACAAUGCAAAAGUAGUGUGUUCCUCCCGGCCACCAAUCUACCUCCAGCACCAAGGCCAUAGUCGUACUAUUAUUGGAAUAGAAGAAAGGAAGAACAAAAGCUUGUGUCUACUAAUAUUUGAUCCAGGCACCGUCUCACAAGAGAUGCAAAAACUCUUGAAAGGCAUUGAUGGAAACAGUCUCCGAUUACUUCGAAGAUUUGUUGGAGGCUUAAAACAUAAACAGUACCAAAUAGUUGCCAUAGAUGGUGUGCUGUCAGUGGAGGAGAAAACUGCACGCAGGAAGGCUUCUCAACUUUUCACAGCUCAGAGGAUUCCUUGAAGUCAAACAUUCUGAAGAAUGCCAGUGGAAAAAUGUUGCAGGAGAGAUGUCUGGUGUGUUCGCAUAAGCUCUUGAACAAUGUACAUACUAUCUUUUUAAUUAUUUCAUAAUAAAUGCUGGAGGGAAAGUC